AUGACCAAAAUAAGGUUAGAAAUACUCAUUAUUCCAUUGAAUUAUGCAAAUAAACCAACAAGCCAGAUAGAUCGACUGGUUUGUAAACGUUUUUUACAUUUAGAAAACCCAGCAAUUGAUCUUAAAGAAGUUAAAGAACAACUUGAUACUAGAUACAAAAAAUUAUAUCCAAAUGAAGAUAAGCUCGAGAUUGAGGGACUUCAAGAUACAGAUCUUUGCGAUUUAGAUCCCGAUUAUUGUCUUUCUGAUGUCUUUAACUCAGGUGAUAUUUUAAGAGUUACGGUGAGAAAUCAAUUUAAAAGUACUGGCUUAUCAGUAUCUAAGGGAAGAAUUCAAGGUACGCAGAGCCCAAAAGUGCUUGAGAAGGCACCAAUUGUUACUUGUAGUCGCAAGCGAGGUAACCAAUGUCUUGAUAAUAGCGAUACCAAUGAUUCUGUUAACCAAUCAAAGACAAAUACAACUACAGUGUUGCCACAGCCCAAAGAACACGUAUCUUGUUCUGGACCACUUUUCAAACCUCAGAUAACAGAAGCUAUAAUCGUUCCGGAAAAGAAGCAUCGAGUGCCCUCAUCUUCUCCCAAAGAUAGGGGUAAUGGCAAGACAAUUGCAUCAGCCACUGUAUCUAUCCCUGCCCAAGGCCAACUAGCACAAAAUCGAAACCUCAAAAGGAGGGGAAGACCUCGAAAUACCACGUACAGUUCAAAAUUACAAAGCUUAGCCUCGGGUUCCUCUUCCCAUCUACUUAGCAACAAUAGAGGAACUUCCAAGGCAGGUCGUAUAUCAGUAGUACAUCCAGAUUCCAGUAACAUUAAAGAAGUCAUUGUUGUCUCAAGUGAAAACGAAGAAAGCACACUAGAUUCUGACUCCGAUCAAACUGGUCAAAUUAAGUCAGUGGAAUCUUGUGCUCCUAGAAAAUACUGUUUUCAUCCAAAACUAGGGGAAUCAAACCAAACUCGUCCUAAAGCAAAACCUGGAAAAGUUGCACUAACGAAAGAUGGCAGAGGCCAUAGUCACAAAGCUAAGAUACCCCGUCUGUGCAGAGCCACAAAUUCUGAGAGCAGUUCAGAACCCAACGAGCCUAAACCCAAACCCAACUACCGCCCCCCCAAACUGGAAGAAGUUUUGAAGAAACUCAAAAUAGAUAUGCAGGAUGAUAAGGGUGAAUCAAGGCACAGUAGGCUAUCACGAAGACUGACUUCCCCUACCUUAUUGACUGAUACUCCCAGCAACCGAGCAGCAAGGGCAGCUUCUCGUUCAUGGUAUUCAUCAUCAAAAGCAACGGGGGUCAAAGAUUCAGAGAAGUCACAUAUUCCAGCCUCAGAACAAAACAAAACAUAUCUGGUCUCGAGAUCCAUGAUACUGCAGAACUUAGUCUAUGAGUGA
Messenger RNA from Hemisphaericaspora subhashii, 1383 nucleotides. RefSeq lists its product as uncharacterized. Gene Ontology annotation, molecular function: rDNA binding; phosphatase activator activity. Gene Ontology annotation, cellular component: nucleolus. The coding region runs from base 1 to 1383 and encodes 460 amino acids. Gene Ontology annotation, biological process: rDNA heterochromatin formation; negative regulation of septation initiation signaling. The record is from RefSeq and is a predicted model, not a curated record. The transcript has a single exon. Lineage: Eukaryota; Fungi; Ascomycota; Pichiomycetes; Serinales; Debaryomycetaceae.